Messenger RNA from Anthostomella pinea, 774 nucleotides. NCBI's taxonomy places the organism in Eukaryota, Fungi, Ascomycota, Sordariomycetes, Xylariales, Xylariaceae. The record is from the annotation of a GenBank genome assembly.
AUGACAGCCAACGCCUCCAAGCCAAUUCGCGUGUGGAUCACUCCCCCUGGUCCCAACUCGUGGAAGACCAUCUUCCUCCGGGAGGAGCUCGGGCUGAACUACGAGAUCAAGGCGUUCCGCUUUGACGACGUCAAGAAGAAGCCAUUCAUCGAUAUCAACCCCAACGGUCGCGUGCCGGCGAUCGAGGAUCCCAACACGGAUCUCACUUUGUGGGAGUCGGGUGCCAUCUCUCAAUACCUCAUCGAGGAGUACGACCUCGACAAGAGAUUGGCGUACACCUCCUUGAAGGAGAAGAACUUGUGCAACCAAUGGCUACACUUCCAGAUGAGCGGCCAAGGCCCCUACUACGGCGUGUGCAGCUGGUUUCAGCACCUGCAUCCGGAGAAGAUCCCGUCGGCCAUUGAGCGAUACGCCGAUCAGAUCAAGCGCGUGCUCUCUGUCCUAGAGAGUGUGCUGGUAGCCAAACCGGCGGAUGCCCAAUGGCUGGUCGGCGACAAGAUGACCUAUGCUAAUAUGGCCUUUGUGCCAUGGAACUUCCGCCUCAGCGAGGUUCUGGUGCAGUCAUGGGACGAAGUGUGGGAGGGCACGCCACAUGUUCGUGCUUGGCAUGAGCGGAUGAUCGAGCUGCCUUCGUGGAAGCGGUCCAUGGAGCACCGCGCCCGCUGCAUGGACGAGCAGGGUCUUCAGUGGAAUGGUGCCCCCAAGGGCAUCGAGACUUUCACUGACUAUGAAGUCAAGAUAGCCGCUGGCGAGGACACCACGGCGAAGGAGUGA